ACCUCCUCUCACCUCUAGCUUGCCAGCCCUAAAGCAACACGACGCACUAGCUAGACCUUGUGCUCGCACACCGCUUAAACCUGCAGCUAGCUAUCCCUUUGAUCAUCAGCAGCACGCGGUCCGCGACAAUGCAGUACGGCGCGGCGGCGGAGCAGGCGUGGUACAUGCCGGUGGUGGCACCGUCGUCGUCUACCGUGGAGACGGCGGCGGAGCGGGUGGAGCGGCUGGCGUCGGAGAGCGCGGUGGUGGUGUUCAGCGUGAGCACCUGCUGCAUGUGCCACGCCGUGAAGCGCCUCUUCUGCGGCAUGGGCGUGCACCCGACGGUGCACGAGCUGGACCUGGACCCGCGGGGCCGCGAGCUGGAGCGCGCCCUCGCCUGCCUCCUCGGCGCCUCGGGGGCCUCGGCGGCGGGCGCGCCGCCGGUCGUGCCCGUCGUGUUCAUCGGCGGCAGGCUGGUCGGCGCCAUGGACCGCGUCAUGGCCGCUCACAUCAACGGCUCCCUUGUGCCCCUGCUCAAGGAGGCCGGCGCGCUCUGGCUGUGAUUUGAUCAGCGUACUAGCCAUUGCCGCCGCCGUUGCUGUUGGGAGAGGGGCUUGCUGAUAGUAGGGCAUGCAGAGGUUACUUAUUAAUACACCCACAGUAGUGAUCGAGUUAUUAAUCAUAGAGUGCGUAGUACGUCGUGCUUGUGUGUCUGUGUGUUAGUGAGGGAGAGAGAGAGGUCGGUGAUUUUUUUUACUGAUGCUGCCUCCGUCUUGUGUGUGGGAGCUAGCUAGUUAGACGACCGUACGUGGUUGCAUGCUCGAGCGUGUACGAGUGUGUGUGUGCACUGCUACUACUAGCUAGGUUUGGUCAGUGCUAGAAGAGAUCGAUCGGUUUAGUGUUCUUCUCUUCCAUGCAUCUUAUUAAUUAAUCAGUUUGGUUUGCCGUUCCCUUGCA
This is a messenger RNA of Sorghum bicolor (sorghum), 936 nucleotides long. RefSeq names its product glutaredoxin-C3. The transcript has a single exon. NCBI's taxonomy places the organism in Eukaryota, Viridiplantae, Streptophyta, Magnoliopsida, Poales, Poaceae. The record is from RefSeq and is a predicted model, not a curated record. The coding region runs from base 129 to 542 and encodes 137 amino acids.